CUGUGAGUCACCUUAGUAGUUAUGUUUAGGUAGCCAAGAUAGAUAUCAGAGCAAGGGAGGCCUCAUAUUAGUGGACCAGAAUGACUCACUUGAAAAUAGCUGAUCCAGUUAUUUGCUGACGACUAGAAAUAGUUUGACGUAUGACAGCACUAAAGAUGCAGCGCCUCCUUCACCUGGGGGCCAAAGCAGUGACACUGGCUCCACUCCAGCAGCCGUCCACAGGGCUGUAUGGAAGAACAACCCUGAGGAAGGCUUCAACCUACAAGGCAGCUGUAUUGCGAGAGUUUGGCCAACAACUACAACUUGAAGAUGUCCAGAGAAAGAAGCUAAAAGGAAAUCAAGUUAGGGUAGGAGUGCAUAGCUGUGGAGUAAAUGCUUCUGAUAUCCUCAUGAUAGAAAACAAAUAUGACAAGAAAUUCAGUCCUCCAUUUGUGCCAGGCUUUGAAGUUUGUGGGGAGGUGUUGGAGAUGGGAAAGAAUGUGACUAGCAUGGCCGUUGGUUCUAAGGUGAUAGGAAUCAUCAAGGAGGGACUCGGUGGAUUUGCUGAAGAAUGCAUUGUUCCAGAACAGGAUCUGUGGACUGUGGACCAUGCAGUAAGUUUUGACAGUGGAGCAGCUCUUGUUGACACCUAUGCCACAGCUCUGAUUGGGCUGAACAGACGUGCUGCAGUGAAUGAGGAGAGCACAGUGUUGGUGACAGCAGCAGCAGGUGGGCUGGGUCUAGCAGCGGUGGACCUUGCAACAAGUGUCUACAAAGCAAAGGUUAUUGGUGUGUGUGGGACGGAGGACAAGGCAGGACUUGUGAGGCAGAAAGGUGCCUGGGCAGCUCUCAAGUACAACAAAAAACACAUUGAUGCAAAGGUGAAUGAGGUCACAGAUGGCAAAGGUGUCAAUGUUGUCUUUGAUGCCAUCGGAGGAGAUGCUUUUGUUGACUGCUUGUCUUGGGUGUGUCAUGAAGGGACUGUGGUAGUAGCAGGCUUUGCCAGUCGUGUAAUACCUCACAUAGAGACAAGCAUUCUGCUGCCCAAGGCAGUCUCCCUUGUUGGCCUCUCCCUCUCACACUACCAGCAGGCAAAUAAGGAUGUGUACAGGCAAGUAGUUGAGGAUGUGAUUGACAUGCAUGAAAUGAACCUGAUAAACCCUCAUAUAUCAGCACGUUUUAAUAUUGACCAAACUGCAGAAGCCUUAGAUUUCUUACGCCAGAGGAAAUCCACCGGGAAAGUCAUUCUUGAGCUUCAAUAAUAUUAAGUCAAGAGUUGUGCUGAGGAGAAUGCAAGAACUUCAGGAAGAAAUGAAGAAAUGUACUUGAGCUCUCUUGGUUUAAGUGUUACCAACAGCCUGAAAGAAUUGGAGUAAUUGCAUCAAGAAGUAACUUGCUUGUAAAUUAUAAAAUAAAGAAAUGAUGUAUUAUUAUCA
Molecule: messenger RNA, 1415 nt
Organism: Portunus trituberculatus (swimming crab)
Lineage: Eukaryota; Metazoa; Arthropoda; Malacostraca; Decapoda; Portunidae
Product: quinone oxidoreductase-like protein 2 homolog
Exons: 10
Coding region: 141-1241 (366 amino acids)
Cellular component (GO): mitochondrion
Molecular function (GO): oxidoreductase activity
Source: RefSeq, a predicted model, not a curated record